AUGGGCAGGAGUAAGCGCCCCUUCCCGCCUUUCGCCUUCGAUCGUCCCCCUUGCAGGCGUCGUCCCGGGUCCCAUGGGACCCUCACCGCCUGCGCCAGGUCACCGCCGCCCCCUCCUGUCUGGAUCCUGGCCCAGGCCGGCCCUUUGCCCUCUGCAGAUCCGCCUGUGCCAGUCACAGAAGAUCUUAUUAGACGGAAUGCAGAACACAAUGACUGUGUGAUUUUUUCCCUGGAGGAACUGUCCUUGCAUCAGCAAGAAAUAGAAAAACUAGAACAUAUUGACAAGUGGUGCCGGGAUUUAAAAAUUCUCUAUCUUCAAAAUAAUCUUAUUGGAAAAAUUGAAAAUGUUAGCAAACUCAAGAAACUUGAAUAUUUGAAUUUAGCUUUAAAUAACAUUGAAAAAAUAGAAAAUUUGGAAGGAUGUGAAGGGCUGACAAAACUAGACUUGACUGUAAAUUUCAUUGGAGAGCUGAGCAGCAUUCAAACCCUGCGGCACAACAUCCACCUGAAGGAGCUCUUCCUCAUGGGGAACCCCUGCGCUGACUUUGACGGCUACAGGCAGUUCGUGGUGGCAACUCUUGAACAAUUGAAGUGGUUGGAUGGUAAAGAAAUAGAGCGUUCGGAAAGGAUUCAGGCCUUGCAGAACUAUCCAGUAAUUGAGCAACAAAUCAGGGAGCAGGAAAAAGCCUACUGUCUCAAACGAGCCAAAGACAAAGAAGAGGCUCAGAGGAAACUCCAAGAAGAACAUGAAAAUGAAGGCAAGAAGAGAAGUAACCCAGGCUUUGAUGGACACUGGUGCACAGACAUCAGUGCUACUCUCCCAUCUCUAGAAAGCAAACACCACUUCCAGGCACCAGAAAUACAAGAGGAGCACAACAAAAAUAAAAUAGAUGAAAGUGAAGAUGACCUGGAAUUCUGGAAUAAGCCCUCUUUGUUUACUCCUGAAUCUAGACUGGAAACUCUUAGACAUAUGGAAAAACAACGGAAAGACCAAGAAAAAUUAAGUGAAAAAAAGAAGAAAGUGAAACCACCCAGGACUUUGAUCACUGAAGAUGGGAAAGCCUUGAACGUAAAUGAGCCCAAACUUGACUUCUCUUUGAAAGAUGAUGAAAAACAUAACCAGAUCAUCCUGGACCUUGCUGUCUAUAGGUAUAUGGAUACCUCUUUAAUUGAUGUUGAUGUGCAGCCAACUUAUGUGCGAGUAAUGGUCAAAGGAAAGCCGUUUCAGCUUGUCCUUCCUGCAGAAGUCAAACCUGACAGCAGCUCUGCUAAAAGAUCUCAGACAACAGGACAUUUGGUAAUCUGCAUGCCUAAGGUAGAAGAAGUGAUUGCAAGUGGUCGACAAACAUCCAAGAAUGCGAGAACUAGCUUGAACAGCAGCAGAGAGCAAACAAGCAGAAGAAAUAAGCAAAUCGAGAAACUAGAAGUAGAUCCUAGCAAGCAUUCGUUCCCUGAUGUGACUAACAUAGUCCAAGAGAAAAACCACACACCCAGAAGGUUGGGAUCUGAACCCAAAAUUAUACCAAGUGAGGAAGACCCAGACUUUGAAGAUAACCCCGAAGUGCCUCCACUGAUUUGA
Cynocephalus volans (Philippine flying lemur) is the source of this 1578-nucleotide messenger RNA. It is a transcript of the gene DNAAF11, whose product is annotated as dynein axonemal assembly factor 11. Gene Ontology annotation, molecular function: protein binding. Gene Ontology annotation, biological process: outer dynein arm assembly. Gene Ontology annotation, cellular component: cytoplasm. The coding region runs from base 1 to 1578 and encodes 525 amino acids. The record is from RefSeq and is a predicted model, not a curated record. Lineage: Eukaryota; Metazoa; Chordata; Mammalia; Dermoptera; Cynocephalidae. The transcript is spliced from 12 exons.